This is a messenger RNA of Jatropha curcas, 1394 nucleotides long. RefSeq names its product NAC (No Apical Meristem) domain transcriptional regulator superfamily protein (gene FEZ). Gene Ontology annotation, biological process: regulation of DNA-templated transcription. Gene Ontology annotation, molecular function: DNA binding. The record is from RefSeq and is a predicted model, not a curated record. Lineage: Eukaryota; Viridiplantae; Streptophyta; Magnoliopsida; Malpighiales; Euphorbiaceae.
ACUUCACUUCUUCUUCUAGGGUUUGCUUGUUAUUAGGGUUUUCUCCAUAGUUUAGUGCACUUUCUUCUCCUAGAAACCAGCAUAUCUGGGUUUUGUAGUUGAUUGAAAAAGAAGAAGAGGGAAAUUAAUUAAUUAAGUUAUGGAUCAUGAGAGAAAUGAUCAUGUUGAUAAAAUGGAUGAAGUUAUGUUACCAGGGUUUAGGUUUCAUCCGACAGAUGAAGAACUUGUCGGGUUUUAUCUAAAGAGGAAGAUUCAACAACGGCCACUUUCCGUCGAACUCAUCAAGCAACUAGACAUCUACAAAUAUGAUCCAUGGGAUCUUCCAAAGUUGGCGACGACUGGAGAAAAAGAGUGGUAUUUCUACUGUCCUAGGGACAGAAAAUAUAGAAAUAGCGCAAGGCCUAAUAGGGUUACAGGAGCUGGGUUCUGGAAAGCAACGGGAACAGACAGACCUAUUUAUUCUUCAGAAGGAAACAAAUGCAUAGGCUUAAAGAAAUCUCUUGUUUUCUACAAAGGCAGAGCUGCUAAAGGAAUCAAAACCGAUUGGAUGAUGCAUGAGUUUCGUUUGCCUUCUCUUACUGAUCACUCUGCACCGCCAAAAAGAUUCAUCGACAAAACUAUUAUUCCUGCCAAUGAUUCAUGGGCAAUAUGCAGAAUAUUCAAGAAAACAAACUCCACAACACAAAGAGCUAUUUCACAAUCUUGGAUUUCUCCGAUACCAGAAAUUUCUGCUUCUUCUUCUUUGCUCGCCAAAGGCUCGCAAAAUAUGAAUCUGCCAUUGACAACAGAUCAAACAUGUUCAGCUGCACAGUUGAACUAUAACUAUAACAACAAUAAUGAUAUAACGAAUUUCUCUCCUUUAGAAUUUAACUCCUGCUACAAGCCACCUAUUUCCAAUGGAGAGAAUUUUUUCUUUUCACCAAUUGAAAGUACAAUAGCUCCAUCAAAAUGCACAGUUGAUGUUUCUUCUAUGUUGUUAAACAUGUCUUCGUCAGUGCUUGGAGAGAGUGGUAGCAUUGACCUCGGAGGAUUACAAGAAGAUCGCCAUUGCAAUAGUAAUAGCUUCACAUUAAGUUGUUUGCCACAAGUAAUGCAAGUGUGGGAUAAUCCUUCUAGUGGAGAUAAUGAGAAUAUUAAUGCAAUGUCGUUUAAGCAUGUGAAUGGGACGAAUAUGGAUGAUCAGUGGCAGACAGUUCGUUCGAUUGGAUUUCCUUUCAGUUUGGGUGAUGCUUGGAAACCAAAUUUGCUUUGGGAUUCUUCUUCUAGUGAUAUGUCCACGAGUUUUGCUACUGCCAAGUGCUAUACUUGAGGAAAAUAUGUAGCUAGCUUAGCUAAUUAGGUUGCAAACUUUUAAUUUUAUGUUAGGGAAGGGAAAAAUAUAUUUUGUUUACAUU